GGCGGGGCAUAGCUCUGUCGGAGGUCGGUAAGAGCUAGGGGCGUGGCUCGGCGGCUGUCGGUGCACUGGGGCGGGCGCUCGGUCAGAGUGGGCGGGGGCUGGAGGCAGACGCGGCGGCCGUCUGUCCCGUAGCCCCAGUUCUGUACGCUGUUGUGUGGGAGGAGGGGGCUGCGCAGGUUUCCGGGUCGCAGGACUUGUUCCGGGUGUUGGGGGCCUGGCGGAGUCAGUGUGAGAGCCGGGCCGUGCUCCCCGGAGGAGGAAGCAGGGAUGAGACCGGGGCAGCAGCGGUGACAGAGACGCAGCCGGUGAGGAGGACAUGCAGCCCGCGGACCGGCCAUCAUAGUGAGCGAGUGGGCAGUAUGCUGUGGCUCAACCUGCUAAGAGGCUGAAAGUCGGGUAGAGAGGUGCCAGUCUUGCAACCACCAUGGGAAACGUGACUACCAAGUUCCGUAAAGCGUUGAUCAAUGGGGAUGAGAACCUGGCUUACCAAAUCUAUGAAGGCAACCCUCAGCUGAAAGAGUCACUGGACCCCAACACGUCCUACGGGGAGCCCUACCAGCAUAAUACCCCGCUGCAUUAUGCUUCGCGCUAUGGCAUGUGUCGCCUCCUCCGGGCAUUUCUCUUUGGGAGGGAUGGCAAUCCAAACAAGCGGAACAUUCACAACGAGAGUUCUAUGCACUUGCUCUGUAUGGGAUUCCACAUAAUGAUCUCUGAAGGUGCUCUAGACCAUCGCUUGCCCCGGCUUGCGGAUGACGAUCGCAGGAGGUCUGAAUGCUUACGGAUGAUACUAGAAUGGAAGGGAGCAAAACUUGACCAUGGGGAAUAUGAGAGGGCUGCACUGGACGCCACAGACAACAAGAAGAAUACACCCUUGCACUAUGCCGCUGCCUCAGGGAUGAAAACUUGUGUAGAGCUACUAGUGAAGAAUGGCAGUAACCUGUUUGCUGAGAAUGACAAUAAAGACACGCCAUGCGACUGUGCGGAGAAACAGCGCCACAAAGAACUGGCCCUCAAACUGGAGUCUCAGAUGGUGUUCUCGCGGGACCCGGAGGCAGAUGAUAUUGAAGCGGAGUACGCCGCGUUAGACAAGCGUGAGCCGUACGAGGGACUGCGGCCUCAGGAUCUGCGGCGUCUGAAGGACAUGCUGAUUGUGGAGACGGCUGACAUGCUCCAGGCCCCGCUCUUCACUGCUGAGGCAUUGCUUCGAGCACACGAUUGGGACAGGGAAAAGUUACUUGAAGAUUGGAUGUGCAGUCCUGAGAAUUGUUGCCAACGGUCAGGCGUCCAAAUGCCAACCCCACCUCCAAGUGGGUACAACGCCUGGGAUACACUGCCUUCUCCACGUACCCCCCGUACCACGCGUUCCUCCGUCACAUCUCCAGAUGAAAUCAGUCUGUCUCCCGGGGACAUAGACACAACUCUGUGUGGCAUCUGCAUGUGCGGCAUUUCUGUAUUUGAAGACCAAGUGGAGAUCCCAUGUGGACACGAGUUUUGCAGGGCAUGCUGGGAGGCGUUUCUGAACCUUAAAAUCCAGGAAGGAGAAGCUCAUAACAUAUUCUGCCCAGCCUAUGACUGUUUUCAGCUGGUUCCUGUGGAGGUGAUAGAAAGUGUGGUCUCUAAGGAGAUGGACAAGCGGUACCUUCAGUUUGACAUAAAGGCAUUUGUUGAAAACAACACUGCAAUCCGAUGGUGCCCAACUCCAGCCUGCGAGCGAGCCGUGCGACUGAAGAAACAAGGAACCAACACGUCUGGGUCUGAUACCCUGAGUUUCCCGUUGCUGCGUUCCCCAGCCGUGGACUGUGGAAAGGGGCACCUUUUCUGCUGGGAGUGUCUGGGAGAUGCCCAUGAGCCAUGUGACUGCCACACAUGGAAGCAGUGGCUGCAGAAGGUGUCCGAGAUGAAGCCGGAAGAGCUUGUCGGAGUGAGUGUAGCUUUCGAGGAUGCUGCUAAUUGCCUGUGGUUGUUAACGAACUCGAAACCGUGCGCCAACUGCAAGUCUCCUAUCCAGAAGAAUGAGGGCUGUAACCACAUGCAGUGUGCCAAGUGCAAGUACGACUUCUGCUGGAUUUGCCUGGAGGAGUGGAAGAAACACAGCUCUUCCACCGGGGGCUAUUACCGCUGCACACGCUAUGAGGUCAUUAAUCAGGUGGAAGAACAGUCAAAAGAAAUGACGGUUGAGGCGGAGAAGAAACACAAACGGUUCCAGGAAUUGGACAGGUUUAUGCACUAUUAUACAAGGUUUAAGAACCACGAACACAGCUACCAGCUGGAGCAACGUCUUAUAAAAACAGCCAAAGAGAAGAUGGAGCAGCUGAGCAGAGCUCUCAGUGAAACUGAGGGGGACUGCCCAGAUACCACGUUUAUCGAAGACGCUGUCCAAGAGCUUCUGAAGACCAGGCGAAUCCUCAAGUGUUCUUAUCCCUACGGCUUCUUCCUUGAACCCAAAAGCACAAAAAAGGAAAUAUUUGAACUCAUGCAGACAGACCUAGAAAUGGUGACUGAAGAUCUGGCCCAGAAGGUGAACAGACCUUAUCUACGAACCCCCCGCCACAAGAUCAUCCGGGCGGCGUGUCUGGUGCAGCAGAAGCGCCAGGAGUUUCUGGCAUCGGUGGCACGAGGGGUAGCUCCUGCUGACUCCCCUGAAACUUCCAGGCGCAGCUUUGCAGGCGGAACAUGGGAUUGGGAGUAUUUAGGAUUUGGCUCUCCUGAGGAAUACGCAGAAUUCCAAUAUCGAAGAAGGCACCGGCAGCGCCGACGCGAUUUGCACAGUAUGCGGAGCAACACUCCCGAUCCUGAUGAUCACACAGAAAGCACAUUGGAUACCCUGGAGGUUCGUGGUAGCAGAAGACAUGGCACAUCCACGGCACGGAGCUCACUGGAUGAUGAUGACCCAAACAUUCUGCUGGCAAUUCAGCUGUCUUUGCAAGAAUCUGGUCUCAACGUUGACGAGGAGACAAGACAGUUUCUCAAUAUUGAGUCCUCUUUAGGAGCCAUAGGUUCAUCGCUGCCCACCAGGCUGGACCCAUCUCCAAUAAGUGUCGAGAACACGAGGUCAGCAUUGAGCAGUUCCGAGCUGCUAGAACUUGGUGAGAGUUUGGUCAGGCUAGGAGCUAGUAAUGACCCUUAUGCAACAGACCGAAUACACUCACACUCAUUAAUCGAUGUCCCGACAUCCAGUAGCGACCUUGAUUCUUCUAGUCAAGACCCAAACAUGAGUGAAAAUCUUCUGGGGAACAUCAUGGCUUGGUUUCAUGACAUGAACCCUCAGAGCAUUGCUCUUAUCCCUUCUAUGACCUCAGAAACGGACGUUGAUUUACAGCCGGUGAGUGUCGAUGAACAUCCUGCCCCGAGUACAGCGGAGGAACAUGCACUUUUUCAGGAUGCACUAAUUAACGAAGACCCGGAAACGCAAGCAGACGAAAUGUCUUCAGAGGAGGCGGUGGCACCUCAGGCCGAAGCGGUGUCACAGCUUGACGACCAUACAAACGACAUGACGGGCAGUAUGACCAGUUCCGAAGAGAUCUCAAGUAGAACUCCUGAUCCCUCAACUGAAUGGAUUGAACAAGUACAUUUGGUAUGAACAGAACAAACCGAACUCUAGUACUUAGCUCGCAGGUGUCAUCAAUAACCUCAAGAUGACAUUACUGUUUUGUUUCAAACCACUGAGAAGACACGGAUUACAAAUUUUGGAGUUCCAUUAGUCCUUCAAACCAACUUGAACUUCAGGUUUUUGUCUGCAUUGAAUUAAUGGAGUUUGAUUUGCCUUUUUUUUUCUUUUUCUUUUUUUAAACAAAAAAAUAAGUAGGGUGAAAUCUAUAUUCUACUAUAAUGCAGUCAUCAUGUAGCCUUAGUUGGGUAAUACUUACCUUUUUGAAGUAUGGGUUUAAUUAUUUUUUUUGUCACUUACGUAGUUAAAAGAAAUAUUUUGUUGACUUCCGUCAUACCUCAGAUUCUCCCCAUGACGCUGAAUUAUGUAUCACUCCGUUCCUAAUAUUUCUUUAUUUUUCUUAAUAUAUAUUUUUUUUAUUAUUAUUUUUACUCAUGAUUACUUGUCAAUUUAAAUGUCGCAAUUAACCUACAAUUUUAUGAAAGACUUUGACGUGCAGAUUGCAUUGGGAGAGGGAUCUCCGCAGAUUUGUUACCGAGGUCAGCCUAUACGUUUGUAAGUACUAUCUAAGUGAAUUCCAUGAUGGUGUUAAGUAUUUUCUGUUAAUUACUUCCGUGUAAAGAGGACCUGUCAUGGUUUUUUUGUUUUUUUUUUGCAGAAUCAAUCAUGUUUCUACCCUUCCACCUAAAGAGAGUUCACGUUAUUUUUAAGGAACGGCAGAGCAGUAAGUCUAUAAUGAUGCUAGGCAAAGGUCCAGUGUGGGUAACAAAGAUCCAAUGCAAGAAACAGUGAAAGAUAUAAGAAAUAUUGGUGGAACAACAGGGUGAGGGAGGUGAAGAUACUAAAGGCUGAGACCGUGCAGAUCAUGAAGACAGGGUAGAUCAUACUUUCUGGAGGCGGACAAUAGGGUUAUGUUGUAUAGUUUUUUGAAAGUGUAAGAGGAAGAGAUUCGUAAAGGCUUGGGUAGGCUCUCUGGUGGUUGUAGAAUUAUUAUAUAUAAACCAUACCAAGAUUGAAUAUAUUUAUGGGACUUGUUGCUGAGAUUUCUCCUUCAUCCACUAGGGGACACUGGAGUUCCUUAUUUAUAAGCUGCUGAUAAGAGGGGGGCUCCGGGAAUGUCCAAUGUAUGGCCACCAAGCACCAUUUGGCAUUAAGUAUUACAGACAAAAAGUUUCAGCGUUUUUGUGGAGUCCCUCUAAAUGGGCAACUAAGGAGGAAAGACAUUGGGGAUUUUAAAAUCUACACUUGGAGCCCCUGUAUUUUUAAACUACCAUAAUGCCUGUGGAAUCUCUUUCUUUUAACUGCUUUGGAAAGAAAAACAACUGGCUUGGGAGUUGCCAAGGAGGGGUUUAGUAUGGUAUGCCGGCGGUCGGGCUCCCGGCGCCCAGCAUACCGGCGCCGGGAGCCCUACCUCCGGCUUACUGACAGUGUGGCGAGCGCAAAUGAGCCCCUUGCGGGCUCGCUGUGCUCGCCACGCUACAUGCAUGGUGGCACGCCACGCUAUUUUAUUCUCCCUCCAGGGGGGGGGCGUGGACCCCCGCGAGGAAGAAUAAGUGUCGGUAUACAGGCUGUCGGGAUUCCGGCGCCGGUAUACUGUGCGCCGGGAUCCUGUCAGUCGGCAUACUGAAGACCACCCGCCAAGGAGUAUAGACGACCAUGAGAAAUUACUACAAUCCUAAAUAGCUGAAACUAGUGUUUCUGCAACAACUUGCUACUGUAGCAUUCAGCUCAGGUAGUUUGUAGUUUAUCAUUUGCUGGGAAAUUUAAACAGAUCCACUUUUAAAAUACAGAUUUGCUUUAAAGACUUUGCCUAAAUGCAAACAUCAAUGUGAAAAUGGUGCAUUUAGAGACUUGGGGGCUUAUGUCCUAGCCUGCGAGCUGCACGAUCUGUGGAAAUUCCGGCAGUCAUUUAAAAGGCGAAACCAGGUUUGUUUUGAAUAAUUGCCGCUUUAAAAGUAUGGGCAGACUGGCUGGAAAUUUCGCACAGCAUUCAGCUCGCAGGUUAUUAAGCCCCAGAGACUAAAUGCUUUGUUUCUCUAGAACACUAUUGUUUGACAAGUUUUGUUAAUAUUUCUUUUUUUCUAUAUAUAUAUUUUCUAGAAUAUUAGAAGCCGGAAGCAGACAUGUUGCUUUUCUAAAGACCUGAACGGUUAAUUAUGUUUAAAAUGUGGUAUAAACAGUGGAACGUUUGGUAUAACGGCAUGAUUUUAUCAGAAGAUGACAAAAGUGGCACACUGUACAAUUUCAGGCGGCACAGAUUACUAUGCAUUAUAUUAUAGAAAUGAUCAGCCUCGAAAAUAGUCCUAUUAAAAAGAGCUAUCCAUAGUAUUCACAGUACUAUGUAAAUGAACACAUUUUAGACCAGGAAAUAUUUCAAGGAAUGACAAUAAUUCAUAUGCACUCCUGACUUCCUGUUCUGUAAAACAGGAUAUCCUGUUAUAGAUGGCUGUUUAAGAAUGCAGCUGUCAGAUAUUACCCAGCAGGGAAAAGAAUAUGAAAUCCGUUCCAUGUGCUGACUGACUUCCUUAACUUGAACCCGAUACAUUGACAAAUUCUGAUUUACUAGGUAACAUGUGACCUGGAUCCCCAUUAUCUCCAUGGUUACCUGGUCACCUCUCGCAUAACACUGAUUCCACUUUUUUUUUUAAACUGUGUUAUUUAAAUUUAGCUCUUGGGUAUAUUAUUAAGAAGAUGAAAAUAAAUUUGGUCACUGGUCUUCAAAGCCUGAGUUAUUAAAUCAUUGAGGUUUACAAAAAAUUGUCUUAUUCCAAGCAGACCGUGACCUAUGGGUCAUCUAAGUAAGAAUUCGUUGGUGAUACGUUAUGAAAGUUGUACACCUGAUGUGCUUGUUUAAUGUAAUGAUAAAGCGGUUUUCCAAUUACCUGUGUUUUAGCUGAAAUAGCUGAACAGUACUGGACGCCCCUUGCGCAUUUUCAUUGCUGCAAACUGAAGUCUUGUGAUUUCACUUCUCCGCAAAUCUGGGCAAUGACUUCCCGCAUACCACCCACUUCUUCCCAUCAGCCAGUACAAAUGUCAUCAAAAUAAGAACACUCGCGUCAAGGUUUGGGGCAAAUAUAUUAAGAAUUAUAUUUGAUGAGGUGUUAUCAGAUUAUAGCUCCUUUAUUAAAAUAAUGAUUGUCAUUGUUAAUCUUAAGGAGAGUUUCAUUGCACUGACUAAACCUGCUCGUUGACUGCAAAAGCCGAUAAAAUAUAUUCCACAGCCUACAGGAGAGGGGCCGCACCAUAACACACCAUUACUGCACCUGUCGCCUACGUACACUGGAAGCAGCCAUUUUAUGGGCUGGACUGUAAUUCAUAAUAUGAAGCCUAUCAGUUCGCUAGGAGUCACUGACAUCACUGAGGCAGUUUAACCUUCGGCAAUGUCAGUAAUUAAUUGUUAACUGAUGGGAUGUAUUCAUGAACAUUGGUUUGGGUUGCAUCAUGGCUGCAGACCUCUGCGCGUAAGUGGUGCAGUAUAAUUUUAAAAUGCCCCAUACACUGGGACGAUAAUGCCCGAUUUAAUCCGAUUUCGGGCAUUCGGCCCGAUAUAUCGGAUGAAAUAGGGUAUUUUGGAGGUGUUUCCGAUCCGACGCGCGUUCCCGUGAGCAUUGGAUCGGAUCCUCCAGAUUGAAUGUGCUGCACAUUCAAUCAUGUCCGACCCCGCAGGCGUGGCUGCCGGGGUGAUCGCCUGCGACAUGUCAGACGCGCAUGUCGCAGAAGUGUAUGGGGCCCUUAAGUUUCACCGUCUACAGUGCUCAUUCUGUAGACCAUUGUCGGAGUGGGGCGAUUCCAUGAUGUGUUAUAAACGCAACCAAGUCCCACAACAACCCUCUAGUUAUGACUGCAGAUUCAGGAUUAUGGCCUGUAGAGAAUUGCCCUUUGUGAUACUAUUUAUUACUUGAGCCGUUAUUCUCAGUCGGAGAUUAUCAUACAAACUUGCACUACCCAGACUUUACACUGACAAACACUGAUCUUGCUGUUGGAGAUUGGACUUAGCAUGUGAGGACCGGAAUGUAGAAUGAGUAUUUAUAGAGUGCAGUGGUGAUUGGCUUUAGGUGGCAUGUCAUGUUGUCAGGAUUUUCUAAAAUACGCAAAAUUGUAGACCGCUAGUUAUUUAACAUGUUCACAUAGAUUCACAAAGGAAGAGUCUGAAAACCUGACCUGUUGGUGAGAGUAGCAGGUAGCUGUUAUAUAAACAUUUAUUGUGCACAGAAACAGGAGCAGCGAAUCAUGAGCAGUGUUUACAUGCUGGCCGCGUGUGAUUGGCUGAGCAAGUAGUGAACUUCAGUCCCAUUGAAAACAUUUAUAUUUGGUAUAUAGCCAUAUAAUACCCCCUAGAAGGUUCAUGCUUGAUAUUUCACAAUGGAGAAAUCAACGGUUUAUGUGAAUGUGAGAUUUAUGGCAAUGUUUUAUGGAGCCGUCUAAAAGUGGAGGUUUGUGUCCGUUUUCAUUUAGUAUAUUAGGCAAAUUGCAAACCACCAUGAAAUGACUAAAUUAAGAAUGAGGAGAUUUGGUACAUGUUGGACUUUGUUAGGUCUUUACCUUAGGCUUUCCAGGACAACUUCCAUGGAACACAGCAAAAUCCACGCUAUUAACGGAGUAUAUUAUUAUAAAAAAUAUAUUAAAAAUGGCUGCUGUCUAGUGAUUACCAAGUCUGGCCAUGCAGUAUGGCUGCUGUCUAGUGAUUACCAAGUCUGGCCAUGCAGUGUGGCUGCUGUCUAGUGAUUACCCAGUCUGGCCAUGCAGUAUGGCUGCUGUCUAGUGAUUACCCAGUCUGGCCAUGCAGUGUGGCUGCUGUAUGUACUGCUGUACCCAGUCUGGCCAUGCAGUGUGGCUGCUGUAUGUACUGCUGUACCCAGUCUGGCCAUGCAGUGUGGCUGCUGUAUGUACUGCUGUACCCAGUCUGGCCAUGCAGUGUGGCUGCUGUAUGUACUGCUGUACCCAGUCUGGCCAUGCAGUGUGGCUGCUGUCUGUACUGCUGUACCCAGUCUGGCCAUGCAGUGUGGCUGCUGUAUGUACUGCUGUACCCAGUCUGGCCAUGCAGUGUGGCUGCUGUCUGUACUGCUGUACCCAGUCUGGCCAUGCAGUGUGGCUGCUGUCUGUACUGCUGUACCCAGUCUGGCCAUGCAGUGUGGCUGCUGUCUGUACUGCUGUACCCAGUCUGGCCAUGCAGUGUGGCUGCUGUAUGUACUGCUGUACCCAGUCUGGCCAUGCAGUGUGGCUGCUGUCUGUACUGCUGUACCCAGUCUGGCCAUGCAGUGUGGCUGCUGUAUGUACUGCUGUACCCAGUCUGACCAUGCAGUGUGGCUGCUGUAUGUACUGCUGUACCCAGUCUGACCAUGCAGUGUGGCUGCUGUAUGUACUGCUGUACCCAGUCUGACCAUGCAGUGUGGCUGCUGUAUGUACUGCUGUACCCAGUCUGGCCAUGCAGUCUGCACACAAGCCCUCGAAUACAGGCUGGGCAGGUGGAUAUAUUUGUUAGCUAGUCGCUGUUAUUGGAGGAUAUGGUUUACUGUACAAAUCCAGACUCCCGUUCCCAGCCUUCACAUUAAUAGUGACAUGAUGUGAAUGGGCUGCACUGACAAUGUCUCCUUCCUGCUCCAAUUAUGGUUGCCUCAUUUUUUAACAGCAUUAGAAUAGCGUGAUUGUUUAUCCAGGGGUAAAACUACUGUCUGACCUUCUCCACUCAAACCAUCCUUGGCCUUGUCUUCAAAAUGGACCCCUCAGCUGCACACAGAGAAGGCAGCCAUUUUGUCAGGUUGACUAAUGUUCAUCCUAUCCGUUUACGUGUAACCUUUGCUUCUUCAUGCCUCCAUGAUGUCACUGGUUCCUACUGGAUUGAUAGGCUGUCUUAUGGAUCCAUAUGCUUAAUAUCACUUCAGCUGACAAAAUGCCUGCUUCCCCUGAGUGUAAGUGAUGGCCCAUUGUUUAUUGGCAGCAUGACGGCUGUUGAUGAGACUGCACUAUAUCCACUUGCUGGGUUCCUUCUUGUUGUGUGGAAAAGUAGUAUGCUUUGUCUAUUAACCACUUGCCUGGCAUGAUCAGGUGCGACUACACCAGCAAGUGCAUUAUCUGAUCUGGUCGCACAGGAUGCGACCAGUCAGAUAUACAGGGGGAGAAAAUUUCCUCUGCUGCCGUUCUCAGAGGCCUCUGCCUCCCCCCCCCAGUGUAUGCCAAGCUGCCGAUCAUUGCUGAUCGGUCAGCACGGCAGGAACCCCCACCCGGCAGCUGCAGACAAUAGCAGCCACUGGGGAACUGUAAAUUAACCCCUCCAAGCCCCCCCCCCCCCCCCCCUAUGUACAUGGUGGCUGUCUCGGUUAUUAAAAUGAAAGUCACAAUGUUUGUGAUGGUCGUGAUGUUCCGAUGGUGUUGACUGAUGUUUGGGGAUUUUUUUCUUUUUUUCUUUUUUUUACAAAUAUAAAAAAAAGUGUUGUUUUUUUUUCUUCUUUAAAAAUAAAAAAAAAUGUCAGUUAAGUGGUUAAACCCCCUUUAAUAGGAACUUGCACUAUAUGGUGUGUUGGUGUGUUGCAAAUUCCUGUUAAAAGGUCUCAGUGCCCAGAAGCUACUUUCUUUGGCGUCUAUGUUUAUUCGUAAAUAAUCAAAUAUUAAUGAAAAGACCAAUUUAGCAGCCACUUGCUGUCCGGAAGGAUGUGAUUUAAUCCUGGAUCUUGCACUAGGUUUUAUACACAAAAGGUAUUUUGCUAUUGUAUUCUAUUGUCAUACAGUACCUGUAAAUCCUGGACCUGACUCCUGAUGUCUUUGUUACAGUACCACAAAUUCCUAUUUCUGUAGCAACUCUGGCGUUCCAACUAAUACAGGACUUACCUCUCAUGAUGCUCGGCCAGGGGCUACCAGACUAUCAUGGCAGACAGCUGGAGUGUAGUUGGCCUUUCCCUUUUAUAGGCGAUUAAUUAAAUACAGGACUUACCUCUCAUGAUGCUCGGCCAGGGGCUACCAGACUAUCAUGGCAGACAGCUGGAGUGUAGUUGGCCUUUCCCUUUUAUAGGCGAUUAAUUAAAUACAGGACUUACCUCUCAUGAUGCUCGGCCAGGGGCUACCAGACUAUCAUGGCAGACAGCUGGAGUGUAGUUGGCCUUUCCCUUUUAUAGGCGAUUAACUAAAAUAUAUUUUUUUUUCCGUUUCGUUUGUUCAAAUAAACAAACAUUUUGACUUUAACCUUCAUUUUCUAAUCCUUCAUGUGAAAUGUGUUCUAUUACUUCCAGAAAAAAAAUGUUUUCUGUUGUACAAAAAAAUAAUAUAAAACACUAGAAACCUGAUUUUAGUUCUGUGUGAAUUUUUUUGUUUUGUGAAAAAAAAAUUUUUUUUGUAUGUCUGUGAUGUAUUUUUUUUAAAUGUCCUCUUAUGCGCGCAAUGUUAAUCUUUUCCCUCCUUAUAAUUCUUACAAAUGACAGGUCUGUACUUAAAGUACCACAAGGAAAGCUGUGUUAUGAUUUUGUGACAUGUGGUAGAAUGUUCAGUAUUCUAUUUACGGUUAUUCAUAGUCAUUGCUAAUGAUUAUCAGCUUACAGGGAAACCCACCAUGCCGUGUGCUAGUCUUCGCCUGCUUGCAGAUUGUGUGGAAACGAAAAAACUUUAGGACAGAGAGACAUUUAUUAAUGCCUAUAGGAGAUGGAGCUUCUGUAGGACGAUGGUGCUUGUAUACUAAAGGUUCCAGCAUUUCAGGAAUUCCAAACACAAUUAUGUGUCUGUAGAACAGUGAGUUAUUUUACAACAUUUUCCACUAAUUUCAGUGUCCUGUUACAUUGAAAAUACUUAGCCAUUGAUUCAUUGAAAAGAACUGCAAAGGACAGAAACUGGUGGAAAAUAUACUAUUACAUAAAUUGUCAUACUUUAGAAGGAGAGCAGAAGAGGACCAUGUGAUUAAUUGCUAUUACAGUGUUUGACAAAAAUCUGUCCCCCUGGCGACUAAGCUGUAGACCGGAUCUCUCCCUGUGACGUUGAAAGCAACAUCAGCGCACAGUCUGGUGGCAAAUCAUAAUGAAUCUGCUGCCUUCUGCUUGGCUUCCAGGCUCACAUGCAGCAAUGCGGAGCAAUUAGUCUCAUGAGAGGAUCGUGAUCAAACUCUCCUCUUGUGAUACUGCGCUUAGUCUCUUCACCAGACACGUAGAGUUCUUGCAGACCUGUUCUGUUUAAAGACCGUUAUUCUUCCUGUCCGUCCUGCGCUGGCUGAGACCAACCUUACAGGCAGCACAGGUGCACAAUUAUUUUCUGCUAUUAACAUACCCCAUUUCCAGUGACAUUUUACUAUUAAAGUUCUGUAAAAUCUCUGUAUACAACAGGAGCCAAUUGUUUUGAACUAAACUUGUGACCAUUAUAAUGAAAAUAAUGUAUCCGUCUGCUUUUCCCAUCUAGCACAUCCAUUUACCUGCGUGUACUCAAUAAGCAAAUGGCUUACCCACUUAUACUAUGAGUGUAAGCCAGUCUGCCAGUGGAAUGUACCACAGAGAGAUGGUGAGGAAAACAGAACCACUGAUAUAACAACUGACAUAUGUGACUGCGUCGGUAUUGCGGGCGGCAUGAGGUGACUCUCUAAGCACUUUACCAUAGAUAAAGAAACACAGGUGUGCACCAUACAGAACACAGUGGCAUCCUUAUAGUCUAGAAAUCAUGAGUCUGACAACUUAUUUUGUAAACCGGUUAUUUUAUAAUGUAAAAAUAAAAUAAUUACUGUAAUCUUGACUUGUUAUUUGCACUUUCAUAAUGUAUACUUGGUACAUUUCCAUUUUAUAUACAUUAGGGUAUAAUUAUGUAGAUGUUUAAUGCUGUUCAUAAACUGAAAAAAGUCUGAUUAAACAUUUAUUACUUUGA
Pseudophryne corroboree (corroboree frog) is the source of this 12436-nucleotide messenger RNA. It is a transcript of the gene ANKIB1, whose product is annotated as ankyrin repeat and IBR domain containing 1. The record is from RefSeq and is a predicted model, not a curated record. Gene Ontology annotation, molecular function: ubiquitin protein ligase activity; ubiquitin conjugating enzyme binding; zinc ion binding. Gene Ontology annotation, biological process: positive regulation of proteasomal ubiquitin-dependent protein catabolic process; protein polyubiquitination; ubiquitin-dependent protein catabolic process. Gene Ontology annotation, cellular component: ubiquitin ligase complex; cytoplasm. NCBI's taxonomy places the organism in Eukaryota, Metazoa, Chordata, Amphibia, Anura, Myobatrachidae. The coding region runs from base 425 to 3580 and encodes 1051 amino acids. The transcript has 20 exons.